AGAAGAGCAGACAAGAAUGAUGAUGGAAAACUGUCCUUUGAUGAAUUCAAAGCUUACUUUGCUGAUGGAGUUCUGAGUGGAGAAGAACUGCAUGAACUUUUUCACACCAUUGAUACACACAAUACCGACAAUCUUGACACAGAAGAGCUCUGCGAAUAUUUUUCGCAGCACUUAGGAGAGUAUGAAAAUGUUCUAUCUGUCUUGGAAGACUUAAACAUAACCAUACUGAAGGCAAUGGACAAAACAAAGAAAGACUAUCAGGAAGCUUCUAAUUUGGAGCAGUUUGUGACUCGCUUUCUGUUGAAGGAAACACUGAACCAGCUUCAGUCCCUCCAGAGCAGCCUGGAGUGUGCCAUGGAAACCACGGAGGAGCAGACCCGGCAGGAGAGACAAGGCCCAACAAAACCAGAAGUGCUCUCAAUUCAAUGGCCAGGAAAGCGCUCAGCUCGAAGGCUUCAGAGGAACAACAGCCUGUCGUUAAAUAGCCCUCAUUUUACCACAGGUUGGACUGAGGAAGACAGCCAGUGGAUGACCCAGAUAAACAGACUCCAAAAGCUGAUUGACAGGCUGGAAAAGAAGGACCUAAAGCUUGAGCCAUUUGAAGAGGAAGUUUUGGAAGAAAAUGCAAGAUCUCACAUAAUGAUUGUUCAACGUCAAAUGUCUGUGAUAGAAGAAGAAAUUGAGGAAUUCCGGCUUGCUCUGAAGCAGUACGUGGAAUCUGCUUCUACUCAGGGUGGCUGCUUGCAUGUUUCUGUACAGAAGCUUGCAAGUGACUGCCGCUUCAUUGUUUAUGAGUUCUGGGAGAACAGCAAUGCCUGGAAUAGCCACCUUCAAAUGAAUUACAGCAAGACAUUCCAGAGAAGUAAUGUGGACUUCUUGGAAAUUCCAGAGCUCAUCACAACAAUGCUAGUCCCUGCAUCAUGGUGGGUCCUCAAUAACAACUAGAAGCUGUGGUUCCAAGCAAUGUUAACAUCGCAUUGUUUUUCAUUACAGUAACAUUCAUAUAGCAGUGUACAGGUGUGCUGGAUUAUGAAGUUAUGAUGUGAUACUGUUUGUUAUUAUGGAUGUGAUCUUUUCCAUUUUAAAAUAUGGAAAACUGCACAUUAUUACCUUCUCUUCUUGUGACCAGUUCAGUGAAAUGAUGCAUUCUAAAAGCUGAAAUAAGACAAAUGUGCUAAACGGUUUAUUGUGUAUAUUCAGUCCAAACUGUCACAGAAAAGUGCAUCUUGAUUGUUAUGACUAAAUAUUUGUGAA
Molecule: messenger RNA, 1254 nt
Organism: Haliaeetus leucocephalus (bald eagle)
Lineage: Eukaryota; Metazoa; Chordata; Aves; Accipitriformes; Accipitridae
Gene: NECAB1
Product: N-terminal EF-hand calcium binding protein 1
Exons: 12
Coding region: 235-945 (236 amino acids)
Biological process (GO): regulation of amyloid precursor protein biosynthetic process
Cellular component (GO): cytoplasm
Source: RefSeq, a predicted model, not a curated record